UUUCAACUCUCGCGCAUGCGUGAACAUUUUGUUGAUAACAGCCUAGCUUUGACAGACGUACUGUAGCUAGUUUGUGCGGUUAGCCUCAAAGCUUUAAGUUAAAAUUAAUUAUCUUAAGAAGACUGUCAUCGCAAAACCUUUAAUAUUGCACUAUGCUACAGUUCUUGGCUGGAUUCACCUUGGGCAACGUUGUGGGGAUGUACCUCGCUCAGAACUAUGAUGUUCCAAACAUUGCCAAAAAAUUUGAGGCUUUCAAGAAAGACGUGGAGGCCAAGAAGAAGCCACCCGAGUGAGCACCGCGGAUGAUAUUUCAGCAACAUAAUGCACUCUGCAGAGGAUUUAUUUAUUUUACAGGGUUGUGGAACAAGUGUACAUUUGUAUGGGAAUUACUGACAGUGCCUGAAACAGUGUUUCAUUUUUAGCUAUAUUUCUAUGCCUGCUGGGUUCAAAUUCCUUUUUCCAAUUCCAGUGUGUUAGCAUUUGCUAGCAUUGUCUGACAAUUAUGAUUAUUACAAUAUUAGAACAUAUUCAGCUUUCAAUUAGGUUUCUGUUCUUUACUUUAAAGUGACUCAUGAGGAAUACAAAUUAAUGCUACACAAUGCUGUGUGGCACAUUCUGUCUGCACUUGUAGGACUGGUUGAAUCAGAAUAAAUCCCUUCACUACUCAGUGGAAAAACUUA
Molecule: messenger RNA, 680 nt
Organism: Doryrhamphus excisus (bluestripe pipefish)
Lineage: Eukaryota; Metazoa; Chordata; Actinopteri; Syngnathiformes; Syngnathidae
Gene: stmp1
Product: short transmembrane mitochondrial protein 1
Cellular component (GO): respiratory chain complex
Source: RefSeq, a predicted model, not a curated record